UUGGUGCCGCUGUUGAGGGGUCCUGACGACGGUGCGGCCGGACGUGCGCGGGAAUGCGCGUGCUCACGCUCAUGGCGUGGCGUCCUCGGUUUCCAUGAAAGCCCGAAUGGCUGCGAGCAUAUGGACGGCGGGCCUGGCGACAAGUUUAUUGCAGAGACCAUGACUUUGCAUGAUAGUGCCACUGAUUCUCCGUGUUGUUGACACUGACUUCACCGGAAAAUGCUCCAAGUAUCAAGCUACAGCCUUGUGCUGUCAGUACAAUUCAUUAUACUGAUCUUCGACCUGUUGGCCAAUUCCUUCGCUGAACUGUUACUAAUCGAAACAGUUGUUCCUCUAAUAAUAUUCAUCAUACAAGACAUCGGAAUCCUCUUCAAUAUCAUCAUUAUCUUCCUGAUGUUUUUCAACACAUUUGUCUUUCAAGCAGGGCUGGUCAAGUUGUUGAUUCACAGGUUUACGGGAACCAUUAUUAUCUCUGGAAUUUACUUUUUUCUGAGUGUCAGCUUUCAUGUUUGGAUUCAGAAUCUGCGAUGGCGGUAUCGGCACAAGUUUGUGUGGACAAAUGGGCUUCAAGUACUUUUUGUCUUCCAACGGUUUGUUGCUAUGUUAUACUAUUAUUCCUACAAAAGAACCACUCUUUGCCUUGGAGACCCACGAUUAUACGAAGACUCGGAAUGGCUCCGAAAUGAAUUUUUCCGUGUUCGAAAAUGAGUUGGCAGAGUAUUGCAAUACUCCAAAUUAAAAAUUGAGUAUUUGACAUGUUCAAGAUUUGGACUAAAUAUAGAGCAUAUUUAACUUUCAGUAUCCUACCCAUAUUUGAAGAAAAUAAAAUAUUGUUUUAAGACAGUUGUAUGCAAUUAAGAGAGCUUAAUCCUCUAAGCACUUCACUGCUAAAUCAUGCGUUUGCCAUUAAUUAUAUUUUUCUCUGUACAAUCAUUAUUUUUAUUGAACUCUCACUAAUCAAGAUGUUUUGCUAGUUUUCCCCCACUUCAUACCUUCCUCUUGGUGGCACAUACUUUUGGUGUGGAACAGUUCUGUGGCACUGCUAAUUCUUUCAGGUGCAAAUUUGUUCCAGGUCCAUGCAUUUGUUUCUCAGCAUUUUUUCUACCUUGUAUAAAUAACACAAAAAUUCUCCAGCCCCAUUCUGCCAGCUUCUAUCUACCUCCCACAAAAAAUUACCCAACCCCAGAUUGCCUGCUUCUAUUAACUUCUCUAACAAAAUCAGACGACCAGGCUGAGGCCAGAUCGGACAUCUCCUCGGAUCCCAUUGACUCUGGCCCCACAUAUUAACACCAAGCCAUCAUCUCCUAACCGUUACGGAUCUCAUAAUCUCUGGCUAUCUCCACUCCAGUCAUAGUUCCCCAGCCCCAUACUGCCCAUUUCUAUCUCCUUUCCAAAUAAAAUGGUAAAACACAAUUUAUCUGCUCCAUCUGAUCAUCUUUAAAAAUAAGUUGAAUAACAUCAUAGAACUUUGUACCCUGUAUAUGCUCAACAAUAUUUUUUUGCUUUAUUUCCAAGGAGCUGCAUGGAUGGCAUCGUAAGGGGAUUGUUAGAAUUUUGCAAGCUAUGUUGUUGUAAGGGAGGGGAACAUAUUGGGGGAAGGUCUUGUACCAUCUCUAAUUUAUUGAUUUAUAAAAGGCACAAUGAGCUGUAUCUCUGUGUUUGUUCCCAUCAAUAACACAACAAAUAAGGUACUGAGGAUCGUAAUGCACUACAUGGGAGACAGGUGACCAAGUUUCAGAACUAGCUAAUUGAUUUGUAAUUGUUUUGAAUUUUUACUCUAGCUUGUUGUUGUAUUUAUCCACUUCGAGCCUAACUUUUAAAAUAUUUUUACUCUUUAUAUUUUUGAGUCAAAAUGAUAUGCAGUAUUUAGUUUGCCCUAAUAUACAGUUCCAUUUCUUCAAUUUAAUUUGAAUAAUGUGUUUUGUAGAAGCAUUUUAAGUCCUGCUAUUUUCUCCAUGAUGGAUUUCAUAACUGUUCUUGUAUUAAAAUAUAUUUGUUUAUUUUGUGAACCAGAUUAGUACUUUUAUAAUAGAUUAUUUUCUUGAACAUUUCUGUAUUGUGAUUGUUUUGUAUUAAAUAUGUAAAGAAAA
Amblyraja radiata (thorny skate) is the source of this 2090-nucleotide messenger RNA. RefSeq names its product transmembrane protein 138 (gene tmem138). Bases 220 to 708 code for a protein of 162 amino acids. Gene Ontology annotation, cellular component: cilium. The record is from RefSeq and is a predicted model, not a curated record. The transcript is spliced from 5 exons. NCBI's taxonomy places the organism in Eukaryota, Metazoa, Chordata, Chondrichthyes, Rajiformes, Rajidae.